AUGACACCUUUCACUCCUCAUACCCAAUACUCUCGACUGCCCACUUCUUCACCUUCACCCUCGUCCACCUUGAUCUCAUCCCCUCAAUCAUCUCGAUCCAACUCACCUUCACCAUACUCACUGAAGAGCUCCCCUCCUAUAACCAUGUCAUCCUCUAAACGAAUCCGUAUUCGACCAAUGCAGGGGUUUUUGAUCAUAUCCAUCUUGGCUAUAUGCGUAUUACCUUUCCUGCAUUACAAGCGAGAAGAGGUCAAAGGGUAUUUUCAAUCGAAUUAUCUCAAGAUUGACCUCUCUCAACAGCAUAUCCCAGUCGCUUCAGGAGGUAUAUCAGAUCAUCUAAACAUCCCUCUAACGUUGGAAGCAAGAUUACAUCACUUACUUUCCAAACCCGCUUUAUACCAAUGGGAAGCAGAGUUGCCCAAUCGACAUGCCUGUCCGUUUUAUACCUUUUCAAGAAAUACGUAUUUCUUCCAUGAUGGGAAGCCCGAACAGUGGGAGAAGAUCGAUCCGACGGAAAUCAGAAGGUAUAGGUCCAAGAUUGUAGAUUACCUCAGAACGGUAGAGAGGGAAGGUGGUCAGCUGGUAUGGGACAAGUCGAUGGAGAAGGAUGUCUUACCAGAAGACAGAAAAGGGAUCAUUCUCACAGGUGGUGAAGGUAAAACAUUAGCAAGAUUGAAAAUCUCGUUACACAUGUUACGAAAUGCCCUUCAUUCCACCUUGCCUAUCGAAGUUUACCAUUUCCCAGAUGAACUUCAGGAUCCUACCGAGAGAUCUAAAUUGGAGAAUGAGUAUGAUGUGAGAUUAAAGGAAGUAGGAGGUAAAUCACCUAAUGGGAAAAGUUGGCAUAUCAAGAAUUCAGCCUUCUUGGCUAGCAAUUUCACAGAGUUUGUUUAUAUGGAUAGUGAUAACAUACCUCUAGUCGAUCCAAGAACACUAUUCGAUUCCAUAGAGUACAAGCAAAGUGGGAGUGUCUUCUGGGCAGAUCUCAACAAAGAUCAUCCCGACAAUGCGAUCUUCCGUAUCGUAGGUAGAACAUGCACCGAUGAACAUUGGCCUGCGGAAGCUGGUCAACUACUAUUUGAUAAGAGGGGGAACAACGGAUUGAACUUGGCAAUCUUACAUCUAUCGAAUCACAUGAUGACGAAUCCUGAUAUGUAUGGGUUUUUGAGUUAUGGGGAUAAAGAUACUUUUAGAUACUCCUUCUACGCUUUGGGUUUGCCAUACCAACAAGCACCCAAGAUAUUCGCGACUACCGGUGGAUACCAGACUCAAAAUGGAGAGAGUUCAUUGGACUUCUGUGGUCACUCGAUGAUUCAAUGGGGUCUUACGCCUCUAUCAGCUCGACACGACCCCUCAUAUCACCCACCACCAGCAUUCUUACAUACCAUCCUAGCAAAGCAUCGAUCCAAACUCCAACCAUCAAAGUUAUUCUCUCACAUCAAACGACCUCGUCUAGACGGUAUCUCCGAGCCACUCUUGGUAAGGACACUAUACGAGUUUACAGGCGAUUGCUUUGCUUUGACUCUGAAGGGACCUGACGGUGCUCCCGGAGUGGAAAAUUCAAUGAUGGAUGGUCAAGGGGUAGAUACCUACCCUCUCAAGGAUGUGUUGGGCGAUGGGCAUGUUUGGAGAGAGGUAGAGAGACUGAGUGAGGAGUUUGUAAAGAUCAAUCAGCAUAACUAG
This is a messenger RNA of Kwoniella botswanensis, 1683 nucleotides long. RefSeq lists its product as uncharacterized. Gene Ontology annotation, biological process: mannan biosynthetic process. NCBI's taxonomy places the organism in Eukaryota, Fungi, Basidiomycota, Tremellomycetes, Tremellales, Cryptococcaceae. Gene Ontology annotation, molecular function: alpha-1,2-mannosyltransferase activity. The transcript has 6 exons. The coding region runs from base 1 to 1683 and encodes 560 amino acids. Gene Ontology annotation, cellular component: Golgi apparatus. The record is from RefSeq and is a predicted model, not a curated record.